AUGAAAUGCACAGCUGCAGUGCUUGCAACGCUGUUUGCAUUCCAGCAGAGGUGUGACAGUUUUGACGGAAUCUACCACACCGUGGACAUCCUAGACACGGCAGGGUCGCACCACUUCCCGGCCAUGCGGGAACUGAGCAUCCGCUCCGGUCGGGGCUUCGUGCUCGUCUUCUCCGUCGACAGCUUACAAUCUUUCCACGAGGCCGCCCAGCUAUGGCAUCUCAUCGCAAAAAUCAGAGGCGAACGCGUGCCCAUCGUGCUGGUCGGAAACAAGUCGGACCUGAUCUCCAACCGCCAGGUGUCCCAGGACAUGGCCAUGAAGCUGGCCCAGGAGAGCAUGCACAACUGCCGCUACCUCGAGACGAGCGCAAAGUACAACGUCAACGUGGCCGCGCUGUUCGUCGAGCUGCUCCAACAAGCGUGCGCAAUGGAGCGACAGCAGCCGCCGGACCGACCACCGGAUUCACCGCUGCUCCAACCGAACAAGUCCACCUCGCGUCGGCUCUCUCACCGGCUCAGCUCGCUGGGCAGUCUGCCCAGCAUGCGGCGCAAGUCCAGCGCCGCGUCCACGACGGGGGGCUGCGGUGCGGGAACGUGUCCCUCGCCUUCGACCCCGAGAAGCCGAAAGGCGUCUAGACAAGUCGAGUCGUCGUCCUCAGCGGCCGCGGCUAACAACGACGGCGUACAGGACCCGGACCAGAAGUGCCACAUUUUAUGA
This is a messenger RNA of Rhipicephalus microplus (southern cattle tick), 717 nucleotides long. RefSeq names its product ras-related protein Rap-1b-like. The record is from RefSeq and is a predicted model, not a curated record. Lineage: Eukaryota; Metazoa; Arthropoda; Arachnida; Ixodida; Ixodidae. Gene Ontology annotation, biological process: signal transduction. Gene Ontology annotation, cellular component: membrane. Gene Ontology annotation, molecular function: GTPase activity; GTP binding.